Messenger RNA from Haliotis rufescens (red abalone), 613 nucleotides. RefSeq lists its product as uncharacterized. The record is from RefSeq and is a predicted model, not a curated record. The transcript is spliced from 3 exons. NCBI's taxonomy places the organism in Eukaryota, Metazoa, Mollusca, Gastropoda, Lepetellida, Haliotidae. The coding region runs from base 61 to 567 and encodes 168 amino acids.
AGUCCAAGUACUUUGGACACACUGACCACUGCAGCAACAACAAGUACACCUUUGACUUCUAUGGACAAUGGAAGUAUUGUUUUACCCUUAGCAGUGGUGUGUGGUAUCAUGGGUCUCAUCAUCGUGGCGCUCAUCAUAUAUAUCAUGGUAAACAAGCUAUCCAGGACGGAUAUGCACGGUGACACAUCUAAUUAUACUGAAACGUCAACUCAUCUUGGUAUGCAAACCAUCCCCAGUGGAUCCCAGGGACAAAUGACCUUACUCCCAUCAGUGGCACCAGUGGCACCACCAACACAUAUUCUGGCCUCAGCCAUUACAAUGAGACGAAUGUCUACGAUGGAAUGCAACGUAAUGCCAGUGACGAUGGUGACGAACAUAGCUACGGUCGCAUUACCAGUAGACAAGAACCUUCCUAUGUUAACUCUGGAAGUGGAGUUGGUCCAUAUGUUAACACCUAGAGACAGCACACAAGCUUGUGCUUUAGGCUCUUGUAGCUCUAUAAUCACUUUGAGAUCAGCCAGUCUUCUUUAUAAGGGGGAAUAUGUACAUAUAAAGUAUAACAAAUAAACCUUAUUUUGUUAUUUAUUUCUCUUAACUUUGAAUAUAUGUUCCA